Messenger RNA from Aspergillus pseudotamarii, 1743 nucleotides. Its product is annotated as pyridoxal phosphate-dependent transferase. The transcript has a single exon. The record is from RefSeq and is a predicted model, not a curated record. Lineage: Eukaryota; Fungi; Ascomycota; Eurotiomycetes; Eurotiales; Aspergillaceae. Gene Ontology annotation, molecular function: pyridoxal phosphate binding; 5-aminolevulinate synthase activity. Gene Ontology annotation, biological process: heme biosynthetic process. The coding region runs from base 1 to 1743 and encodes 580 amino acids. Gene Ontology annotation, cellular component: mitochondrion.
AUGGAGGCUGUCUCACGGGUAUCGCUCAGGAUGUGCCCAUUCUUACGCAAGACAUCGCCUGCUACCCUGAGGUCGCUGUCGACCAGCACACAGGUGCAUCAUGGCUCCCUGUCGAAGCUCCAGGCCAUUGCCAGUCGCUGUCCCAUCAUGGACAAAGCAUUGGCCGUGCAGAGUGUAAGGGCUGGUCGACAACUCUCUAGCACUUUAGGGACUACCCGAGCAUAUCACUCCCAUAUGGGUCACACUCGUCUGGCACAUUCUCACUCGGGUUUCAGCAGCGGGACCCCCUUCGAUUAUGAAGCCUUUUACCAGCGAGAGCUGGAGGCAAAACACAAGGACAAUUCCUAUCGAUACUUCAACAACAUCAACCGACUGGCCAAAGACUUUCCGUGCGCACAUAUGGCUUCCCCUGAAGACAAAAGAGUAACUGUUUGGUGCUCCAACGACUACCUUGGCAUGAGCAAGAAUCCUCAUGUCCUCCAGAAGAUGCACGAGACUCUCGACACGUAUGGUGCCGGCGCAGGAGGCACCCGCAAUAUCUCCGGCCACAACCAGCAUGCUGUAAAACUUGAGGAAACUCUUGCUCGUCUUCACCGGAAAGAAGCCGCUCUAGUCUUUUCCUCCUGUUAUGUGGCCAACGAUGCUACGCUCGCCACGCUUGGGAGCAAAUUACCAGGCUGCGUGAUUCUCUCCGACAGCAGCAACCAUGCUUCGAUGAUCCAGGGUAUUCGGCAUUCGGGCGCUCGAAAGAUGAUCUUCCGCCAUAACGAUCUGGUAGACCUUGAGGCAAAGCUCGCCUCUCUGCCUCUGCAUGUCCCUAAGAUCAUUGCCUUUGAAAGUGUCUAUAGUAUGUGUGGCUCCGUGGGUCCAAUUGAACAGAUCUGCGACCUAGCAGACAAGUACGGCGCUAUGACCUUUCUCGACGAAGUCCACGCCGUCGGCUUAUAUGGACCUCAUGGUGCAGGUGUAGCCGAACACCUAGACUAUGAAUCCCACGCGAAAGGCAUCACGACUGAGAAAACUAUAAUGGACCGGGUCGACAUUAUUACCGGCACGCUCGGCAAGGCCUAUGGCUGUGUGGGUGGCUAUAUAGCCGGCUCCGCGAAGAUGGUCGACACCAUUCGUUCGCUGGCACCCGGUUUUAUCUUCACGACCUCUCUUCCGCCUGCCACGAUGGCCGGCGCCCAGGUCUCCGUCGAGUAUCAGAUGUCCCACAACGGGGACCGCCAGCUUCAGCAGCUGCAUACCCGUGCUACAAAGGCUGCAUUGCAGGCCAUCGGGAUCCCCAUCAUUCCAAACCCAUCCCAUAUCAUUCCGGUUCUGGUUGGCAAUGCCGAGCUGGCCAAGCGUGCUUCCGACAUCCUGCUGAAUGAUUGGGGAAUUUACGUCCAGGCCAUCAACUAUCCCACUGUUCUCGUCGGCGAGGAAAGACUCCGCAUCACCCCUACCCCAGGCCAUGUGAACGAAUACCGCCAGCAUCUGGUCACGGCUCUAGAUGCGGUCUGGUCCGAACUUGGUAUCCGGAGGACUGAGGGUUGGGCUGCCCAGGGAGGGUUCCUUGGAGUUGGUCAAGAUCACACGGGUAACGAACCACUGUGGACAGAUGCCCAGCUUGGUUUAGAGGUCCUCACCCCUGAUGUGCAGGGAGAUUCCUUUGGUUUGAAUCAUUCCGAAACUUCUUUCGAUAUGGAACACAUGGAGGUUGCUGGGGGCAGUCCUAGCGCAGUAGGCCAAGCUCUUUAA